Molecule: messenger RNA, 411 nt
Organism: Symbiodinium necroappetens
Lineage: Eukaryota; Dinophyceae; Suessiales; Symbiodiniaceae
Source: the annotation of a GenBank genome assembly
AUGGUCAAGAAUGGUCUGAAAGGGCCUAAGGCAGACGCUGAGACCAUUGCAAAGCUCACAGUGCAGACGCUCUUGCGGACGGUGCCGGUGGCCAUGCCGGGCAUCUUCUUCCUUUCCGGCGAGACGGCGCUCAACGAGGACAAUGAGGAGGAGGCCACCGUCAAUCUCAGCACCAUGCACAAGCUCUACCCGAACCUUCCCUGGCAUCUCUCCUUCUCUUACGGCAAGGCAUUGCAGAAGACGUGCAUCGUCACUUGGUUGGGCAAGCCGGAAAACAAGGCGGCGGCGCAGAAAGCACUCAAGGCCCGUUCGAAUGCAAAUAUGGAUGCCGUCUUCGGGAAGUAUGUGAAAGGAAGUUGCGCGAGCGUGGGCACCGACGGCAAUGUAAUGCAGGCAGCCGGACCCUACUAA